ACUAUUCCUGCUGCCAUGACAACACUUUCUAAGUCUGUGAUUCAGUGAUGUUGAGAAAGGGAGGUCUCAGCAUUAGGAGGAAAACUCGGAUAGUACUGGCUGAAGCGAAAGCCGCGCUCCGUUUCUUGCUCUGACCAGCAAUGAGCUGCAGGUUUCGAACUGCACGCAAACAAAUUAAAGGAGACCCGCGUUUCGCUGUCCCGCUUGCGGUGCUGAACAACGGACAGAGCUCGGACCCCUCAGGAGGGCUCUGUUGUAGCGCCUCGGCAAAAUUAUCCACCACUCCUGGAAUCUCACUGUACUUUUCUGGUGAUUUUUGUCCUAUACUUGCUCGUCAUGUUUCUGCUGCCAACUUGCUGUAUUUCGUGAUGACGCGUGCAUCGUCUGCUUUCAAAGUUCACGUCGCAACUCGCUAGAAGUUAAAGCACUUUGUGGAGUUCCGCGAGGAUUUCUUUCUGUUGAACUGCUGGCGAAAAAGAAGGAAACAUUCUGGAUGUGAUACUAUUUUGAGUAACUCACUUCAUUUAUCAAAAUAAAUAAAUAAAUAAACAACCGACAGUCUUCAUCGCUGGGUGUUGUUUUAUAUUUCUAUAUUUGUUAUUGUUGUUAUCGUGUACUCACAAGAGAGUGACGAUGCAGCAGUUUUCGACAUCCGCAACUCUGUAGGAAUUAUUGAUUAUCAUUUCGGAGUAUUGUGUGUUUGUUUCUGGGUUGGCUAUUCUGUGUCCCUUCUAUCUGCUGGAUUUCCAAAUAUUCCUCUUUCUCACGUGAAGGAUUUCUAUAAACUAAACACUUGCCUCCCGCAUCGUCAGAUUUGAACUGUGGAGAAUAUUGAUUACACAAGCAGGGGGACAUUUUAAGGAAAAUGGGCAUUUGUAACAAUUUGCUGGUGUCCUGGAAGUUGCUCGUUGUGCUGUCUCUCAGGCUACUGUUUCUUGUACCCGCAGGAGUGCUGGUGCGGAGCGGGGAUUCUCCUUACCACAGAGUCAUGGAUAAUCUGACUUGCAAGCAGGGAGAGGCGGUCUUGCUCAGCUGUGCACUGGACAGCAAGGUGACACACACGGCCUGGCUCAAUCGCUCAAGUAUCCUAUAUGCGGGACGGGAUAAGUGGUCCUUAGAUCCAAGAGUGACUCUUCAGUCCUACACUCAGAAAGAGUACACCAUUAAGAUUCAAAAUGUCAACGUGUACGAUGAAGGUCUUUACACAUGCGCCGUGCAGACCAACCACUUCCCCAGGACGACGUUCAUCCACGUCAUUGUGCAAGUCCCUCCCAAAAUCAGAAGUAUAUCAUCCAACAUCUCUGUGAGUGAAGGGGACAAUGUCACACUGAAGUGCUUAGCCUCAGGAAAACCAGAGCCGGAAGUGACAUGGAAACACCUCUCAGCCAUAGCCCUAGACGCUGUUUCUGAAGGAGAGUUCCUGGAGAUAACGUCGAUUACGAGACACGAUUCUGGACUGUAUGAGUGUAAGGCUGUGAACGAUGCUGCCAGUGUUGCUCAGAGAGUCGAAGUGACCGUGAACUUCCCUCCAUACAUCUCAGACACAAAAAACGAAGGCGUCCCAUUGGGCUAUAAAGGGACUCUGCACUGUGAAGCGGUCGCAAUGCCAAUUGCAAAAUUUGAGUGGUACAGAGAUCAAAGAAGGAUCCUCAAUAAACUGAACGGAGUCCAGAUUCAGAAUAUUGGAAGAGUUUCAAUGCUCACCCUUUUCAACGUGUCUGAGGAAGACUAUGGUAACUACACCUGUGUGGCAAUCAACAAAUUAGGCAGUGCAAAUGCAAGCAUAGUCUUAUACGAAAUAAAUGAGCCCACAAGCUCAACACAGUUACAAGAUCCGGUAGCAGUUCAAGAUGGGAAGAACGGCGCCCCCGGCGGGCGAGCUUCGGCGGGCCUGCUGAUGACACUCUGCAUGCAGCUGCUGCUCACGUUUUGAUGCAAAGCCAUCACCAAGGGCCAACAUCCAGAUUCGGUCAAUUCUGUUUUUUGUUUUCCUUUUUCUUUUUCUUUUUUUCAGCAAGACAGACUUUUGCACAACAUGUGCUCUGGCAACCCAUUUUUCGGUUUGAAUAUUGCAGAAACAGUUUUUUUUUGUUUUUUAUUUUGUGGAAGCCAAUGUACAGAGAUAUGUUACUGCCCUCUCUGUUGCUGCAGUUCAGUGUCCCGUUCUAAAAAAAAAGGCCCUCCAAAAAACGGGGAUGUCUUGUUGUUGGGGAAGGAUGUGUUGUUUAUUCUUAUUGUUAUUAUUUUAAUUUCCUUUUUUUAAAGUUCUGGUUGGUUUUAUUGUCCUCUUUGGUUCUAUCUCAGUCUUGAAUGCCACUCUGACAUAUGCAGCAAGCAGGCUACUAAUAUGAUAUGUAUAAAGAAGUUAUAAAUGGUGGUAUUUUUGGUGAUGCGUGCUCUAUUUCUUUUUGGUAAUAUGAUGAAAUUUUUUCAGAGAAUAUAGAUUUUGAAAAUAUAAUUAUAUGAAUAUUGUUGCUACUAGAGUACACUUUCCAUAGCAGUAGCCGAUUUAAAGGGGUAUAUUGCCGACUUGGUAUUGGUUUGCUACUGACACAAAAUGAUAGACAUUAUUGAACUAACCAGUGCUCGCAACUCAGGGCUAAUGGGUAAAAAUCCACUAGCAACAUUACUCUUCUUUUCUAUUUUUAUUUCUUUCUAGCAAGAAACAAAUGCAUUUGGUAAUUCAUGAAAAAAAAACAACGUAAAUGUAAUGCAAAGCUACUACAAUAUAUGUCAAUCUUUAUAAAAACUGAAAGCUUGUAUGUAUAUAUUGUGAUGGAGGACCCUUGUGUGCCCCUGCAGAUAGUUCUUCCAGAGCAUCCUCUCUAUCUACAAGGCUUACCAAAAACCUUACAUGUUCAAAUGAAUAUUAAGUUUUUUUGCCCAAAAAACUGACAAAAUGAAGGGAUGACCAUAGCGUGAACACAUACCAAGCACAAAUUCUGGCUCCUUUGGUCUGCUAGAUUGCCCACCUUUAAACUCUGCUGUCUGCCCAUGUAUUUCUGUUUUCCUUCUAGUGAAGUCUUUUCCCGCCUUAUGUCUCCUAACUCUAGACUCAAUCAGUGUGUUAACAAACACCUUAAUAACCCGGCCAUUCACAGAAUCACGGUUUCAAAAAUGCCAUGUAUGCCCUUGUUCUUGUUAAAGAAACUUGAAUAUUGGUCUUUCAAAAACUGCGUUAAUAAACACAGAUUUCUCUGUGAGUAACGUGGUUAUGUGGCCAUUUUGUAGCCUGCACAUGUCCGUUUUAUUCUGUUAGCCUACGCAUGUUUUUGCUUCUCAUGUGGAUAAAGCAGCCACGGGUUGAAAAUGGUGGAAGCGUCCAAAUAGAUCAUUCAAAUGCAUUGGUUGUUCUCAAUAGUCCUUCUCCUGGUUGGAAUCACCUGUUUCAGUAUUUCAGAAAUCACUAAAUAUAUGUUGAUGCUGUAUUAUAAUGAUAAUAAUAAUACAUUUUAUUUAUAUAGCACCUUUCCCAUGUGUACAAUGCUAAGCGCAGCAGCACAAUCUCGGGAGACACAGACUCCAUGCUUGUUUUCAGAUUCACGGUUACCAUUGAUGAUGUUUAACGAUUUUUUUGACAGAGCGUUUUGCCAAAGUACUAAAUAAAUGGACUCACGCAUAUAAAUGGGAUUUUAAGAAAGCAGGUUUCUGCUUUAACUGGGUCACUGAUUUCACCCCGCUGUUUUUUCUGUGCAUAUAAACACACUCAGUGAUCAACUAAUGCUAGCGAUACACUGUGUGAUCUUAUGGCUGAUUUGCAGUCGUCGACUGAUUUUCUGAGUCGGCUUAAAUUUCAUCUUCAUCAGCCAUCUUUUCACAUGCAGUAUGACAGGGGUUGCGAUGUCUGAUUGCAUCAUUUGAUCGUGCUGUCAUACGGUUGGAAGAGAUCCGGUCAUGUGUCGGCUGUUGUGUAAUGUGAGCAGUCUCAUGUGUACUGACUUUGCACAUUGGGUAUUGCCUUUGUCAAGCUCAUUUUCUUGUUUUUGAUUUUAAAGAGCUGGCUAUCAUAUAGCAACACACAUACGAAUAAAUGGCCUAUUAAAAAUGUAUCUUAGGAAACAUUUGCAGAAGGACCUAAACACACACACACACACACAAUGGUAAAGUACAUGGACAAUGUAUCUCCAGUUCUUUCUGUAAAGUAGACACAAAUCACAUUUUCCACACCUUCCCAACACUCAACGUGUUCAGUUAUGUCUUUUCCUUUUUUUGUAGUUUCAGAGCACAGUACUUCAAGAGUCAGUGUUGCAGCACUUUUCUUUGUUGACAUCAUGAGAAGCCUGCGGCAGGCCAUAUUGUCUUUUGAAUAGCUUUAUUUCAAACUGUCAAUGGUUACAACUGUCCGUCAGAGCCAUGUACACAUGUAGCCUGAUCUCCCACAUUGUGGCGUGUCAAUCGGAAUGAAACGUGUUUCUACACUUUGAGCACAUACUGUAUAUGACAGGCAACUCUAUCGUACAGAGUGUAUAGUCGUUUAUAAAAAUUACACGGUGUAUGUGCUGCUUAACUGGGAGUAGCUUUUUCUCACCUACCCCACAGCUUUACGUUUUGAGGGCUUGCAGUUUCAUUCUUUCUGGGCCAUCUACACUUUCCCAAGUGAAGAUCCCCUUGUGCCAGCCAACAGGCCAGGGCUAUCUAAUAUUUGCUCUCUCAUUCUGGUGCCCAUGCAUCAACUACUUCCAGGGCAUGCUUUGCAGCUGCUGGGAUUUCUAAGUCCCACUUACCUCAUGUGUGACUCUCUCAAAUCAAUUAUCUUCUCUUUGGUCUUCAUCUAUCCACACUGUCAUAUAGAGGGCUUCUGUAUUUACCAAAUGGGACUGUCUCCUGGUGCACCUUCUCAGUCAUGUAGAGGGGCACUCCAUUUUCUAGUGUCACAUCCACAAUACCCAUAUUGGAAGGUAGAUAUGUAGCUCAUUCCCUAGUAUUAGAAUACCCGCAGUAGCCCCUCUGCCCACACUGUUAUGUAGAUGCAUUGCCAAUGAAUAACCACCUACUAGUAAUCUUCAGUCAAUCCAUUCUAGCAUGCAGAGCAGCUCUCAAUCCACCACUAAUCCCCAGUAGUCCACACAUAAGCCUCCUGAAGUUACCAGUGUUAGCCUACCCUGCUGGUGGCCCACGUAUAAUCGCACUAUAAAUUAAGGAGCUCCGGAUUUGUCCCUUGAUUGCCUUCAUUUUUCCACACAAUCACGUACAGGGUGUCAUAUAGUAGAGUAAAAAUAAUAUGUUGUAAAGGGGGUUAAGGCCUCCAAAUAACCAUAAAACAAGCCAGGACCUUCAGUGGCCUGCCCAGAACAAGCUCGCCCAGAGAGUUCUACCUGCAGGCUGUGGCUUACACAGGCCUAACAAUGGGGUGCUUACUUUUAAAUUUCAACAAUAUGAAGAAUGUCCCAAACUUUGCAAAAAUGUUUCACAAGGGAGAGAGGAACCGUGAAACAAUCCAAGUGGAGAAUCUUUAUAAAUUAUAAUACUUAUGGAAGAUCAAAUGCUCAAAAAAAGGGCAAUAUGGAGGUGAACAAGUCCUAAUAGGCAAAUACAAGAGUGCUUCCUGGUGCUCCACCCUCACAUGUGGCAGCACAUUUAAAGUAACAGUACAGAAUUAACAAAACUAACUGAAAUAACAUGAAAGCAUGAAAAAGUCCUAAUCCAAAAUUAACAAACACAACAAUAAAGCCCUUUGGGACAGAUCAGUUUUACACUAGAAGGUGAGGUGAAGUUAUUAUUACUAUUAUUAAUUUUAUCGUUCAUAUCAGUAACCUUUUACGAACCACACAUUUAUAUCUUAGUUAAAGAUUACGGAGGAAUUUAUCUUCUAUAAAACAUCAGUAAAAAAAUAAACCAAGGUUAUAAACUAAUCCCUUGUGAAAAGCCAUGUCAGUAAAACUGUCAUUUGAACGAUACGGACAGGACUAAAGUUACAGAGAUCGUCUGGCAAUAAUUACUUUACCCAAUGCCUGAAGUGAAAAAAAAGACCUGCCAGCAAGAGUGGUGUUUGGGGCUGGCAAGUGGGGCAACCACCUCAGGCCCCGCGCCUAUGGGGGCUCCACUUUUGAGGUCCGUGUGUCCGGAUUUGUCAAGUUAUAAUCUCCAGUUUUAUUAUGAUAAAGUCUGCGUGUUAUCUUCCAAAAAUUUAGCUGAAGACUGUAAUGAGAAAAUCUGGUGUAUGUUAACAUUAACUUCAUUAAAUUCGCGUCAAGUUUAUACAGUCCACACAUACCGGUAACAGCAUUUGAUGUAACCAGCCCCGCGUUAUGUUAGUCAACCCUAGGCCCCGCACACCCCUAAGAACGCCUCUGCCUGCCAGUACACCAUGUUGUGCAUCCUGAGUAAUGGGGUGGGUGGUUUGGUGAGGCGGGGUAUUCCUUGAGAUAUCAAAAGGCAUGCUGAUAUAUACAAUUUAUAAUGAAACAUAUUGUCCCCGGUCUCAUUUGGAGGUGUGAUCGGAUCUAUUGUUGGUAUAAAUAAGGAUUUCUAAUAUGGUCCAAGAUGACGCUUCACACCUGCAUGCAUACAUUAAAUACUGGUACUCCUAAGGCAAGCCCGGGGAAGUGGGCGUAUUGGCCCACUUCAUGAACUCGCCUUACCCCAUGUCUUGAUGUAACAUUAAUCCCAUCCAAAUAGGGCUUAAAAAGUACUGAGGACCACCAGUAAUAAUUAUUUUAUCCACCUCCUGGUGUAAAACUAACUGUGACGGAAUUGGCCAUAACACAGAAAAUAGAGAGAAGGCAGAGGAAGAAACUCUGGCUGGAACACACUAAAGGGGCACACAAUGCACAAAUAUGAUACUGCUCCGUGGUGACCUCCAUAUAUCCUUUCCAUUUUGUACACAAGUUCUCAUUUCCUCAAAUUGAGGCCCUUCCAUUAUCACGGCAGAGUUAAUGAGCUCUUAAUUUAUCAGUAUACCUUAUUGCUGUCCUAGUUGCUGCCACAUGGCUGCACUAUCUUCACCCAUGUAAAGAGGCUCCAGUUUGAGAUUGUACCCCAGAGGCCACUAUUUAGGGUGGAGUGGUGGCUAUGGGGCUAAGGAUCUGCACUGGUAACUGGAAGGUUGCCGGUUCAAAUCCCUGUUACUGUCAAAAAUUAACCUUCUCUGCUGGGAACCUUGAGCAAUACCCUUAACUUGCAAUUGGUCCAGAGGCACUGUACAAUGGCUGACCCUGCGCUCUGAAUCCCAGGGGUAUGUGAAAACGAAUAAAUUCCUAAUACAAGAAAUUUUAUAAGACAAAAUA
Messenger RNA from Erpetoichthys calabaricus (reedfish), 7226 nucleotides. Its product is annotated as neurotrimin-like. The transcript has 8 exons. Bases 866 to 1933 code for a protein of 355 amino acids. NCBI's taxonomy places the organism in Eukaryota, Metazoa, Chordata, Cladistia, Polypteriformes, Polypteridae. The record is from RefSeq and is a predicted model, not a curated record. Gene Ontology annotation, cellular component: neuron projection.